AUGGACGCCCAGCCAAACGUGCCAGCCACCGCGGAUGCGCUCUUCAACGCUCCAGAUGCUGACCUCGUCCUUCGCUCUAGCGACAACGUCGAGUUUGCCGUGCAGCGCAGCAUCGUCCGGUUGAUCUCGACGGUCUUUGAUGACACCCUGUCUCUUCCUCAAGGACCGGACGCCGAUGCCACCUCCGUCCAGAUGUUCGAGGACUCCAGUACCCUUCGCCUGCUUCUCCAGGCCUGCUACCCUCGAUCGGUAUGCAACGAGCCUGACUUGAAGAACAUCUUGGACAUCAAACGCGCGGCUGCACUCGCCCAGAAAUACGACAUCGCUUUUCUCCACGAGAAGGUCACGAAGGCAUUGUGCGACUACUGCGACGUAUCACCUGCGCUCGCGUACGCUGUCUCUUGGAGAUUCUCCUACGAUGGACCUCUGCGCGUUGCCGCGCGUCGCUCUCUCGAUAUUCGCGACUUCUUCAAGACCCUUGUGGACUCCGAAGACGCCAUUGAGUUCGAGGAGAUCACCUCUACCGCCUUCGUGCACCUUUAUCGCUAUCAUUCUUCCGUCAAAGGGUGCCUCGAAGGCCUUCUACACCACUCCAAAGAUCGCCCCAUCACAUGGAUCCAGCCCGCACGCGUUGAAGGCCUACUCAUGCACGCCGCGAAUGGUGGCGAACCGAUGUGCACGUGUAUCACGACGCUGUGGUUUCGCGAAGAGGGAAACGAGAGGGCGCUCCAGUGGCAAGUAUACGGCUGGUGGUGGAACUACGUAUGCGCUGUCAUCUCCGCCGUUCAGAGUGAGUAUCGGGCUGGACUUGACAUUGCUCUGGACGAACCUCUUCUCGAGUGGAUGCGGGCUGCAGUUAGCUGCGAUAGCUGCCAUGGCGGCAUAGUCGCUCCGCGUAUCCUUCGCGAGACCCGCCAUAGCCUUGAAACCGCCAUAGAGGAUUGCCUGCGCACAAUUCCUCUACCCCUUGGCAUGAUCUCUUAG
Molecule: messenger RNA, 984 nt
Organism: Peniophora sp. CBMAI 1063
Lineage: Eukaryota; Fungi; Basidiomycota; Agaricomycetes; Russulales; Peniophoraceae
Source: the annotation of a GenBank genome assembly